UAAUAUAAAAAUAAGACAAGAGUCUAUGCAAGUCCAACAGCGGAAAUCGUAGCCAAAGCCGGGGUCAAGAGCCAGGAAGAAUCGUCGCCAGAGCCGGGAUCAGGAGCCAGGAAGAAUCAUCGCCAGAGCCGAGAUCAGGAGCCAGGAAGAAUGGUCGCCAGAGCCGGAGUCAGAAGCCAGGAGGAGUCUUAUGUGAUAAGCCGCCACCUCCUGGGGGAGGAGCCGCAGAGGGCUGAAAGCCUAAGAUGGAUUGCAGCACAUGGAGCAGCACAAGGUCUGAGAAAA
Messenger RNA from Staurois parvus, 285 nucleotides. The record is from the annotation of a GenBank genome assembly. NCBI's taxonomy places the organism in Eukaryota, Metazoa, Chordata, Amphibia, Anura, Ranidae.